Molecule: messenger RNA, 354 nt
Organism: Penicillium concentricum
Lineage: Eukaryota; Fungi; Ascomycota; Eurotiomycetes; Eurotiales; Aspergillaceae
Exons: 2
Coding region: 1-354 (117 amino acids)
Source: RefSeq, a predicted model, not a curated record
AUGUCAGAAUUCGUCCGCAGAGCAUCUGACGCGUUCCACCGUCGCCGAAGCUCAACCGACUCAACGGAUGUACCCAAAUCCCCUGAUGCCCCUAGCGCAGCAAAGCCUCCCGAGCAAGAGCCACUAAAUCAGAAGCCCGUGUCUACCCAGCCUGAAUCUCACGUGAAUGAGGCCUUCGCUGGUGUAGCAAAUGAGAAUGUUGCGCCUCCGAAGCAACACCGCCUUUGGGGAUGGCCACACCACCAGGGAAAGCAACCCGAAACAAAGCAGCAACCCGAAACAAAGCAGCAACCUAGCCAGAAACAAGAACCUAGCCAGAAGCAAGAAGAUCUUGACUGGGUUGUUGGCACGUAG